CUUCUAAUUUUAUCAUUCGCAUGAUGCUUUAGUCAUUUUAUGUCGGUUGUUUUUAGUUUCAUUCCAGACUUUUACUGUUACUUACCUGUGUGUCAAUACCUAAAAUCAUCCUUACGUUCGCCCACCAUUUUUAGUAUAUAUUUAUCAAUUAUAAUAAUCGUUACAUUCCUGUUAUUUUAACUAUCCACAGCGCCUUCUUCUAUUCUUCGCAACACAUAUUUCAGUGCUCGGAUUAGUUAAAGAUUUAGUUUUUUAAGAAUGAAUAUUUUUAGGUUAGAUCACCGAAACUUAAUGCUUAUGCAGAUGGAAAAUUAUUUAUAUCACCUCUAAUAUAACUGUACGUUAUAAUUUUGAUAAUAUUACCAACUACAUUUAUAAAAAAGCAAUGACAUCUGAAAUCGUACGUAACAUAAAAAUGUGGACAAUUUAAUGGUCUACUAAGAAACUAUAAAUUUAAAGGAUACCUGAAAUCUGGAAACUGCAUCCUGAUUGCUACCUACCAUAUUCAUGAAAAAGGUGUGCAUCUUAUAAGAAACAUGCCUCUGUUCGGAAAGUCUCAAAAAAGUCCGGCGGAGGUGGUAAAGGCUCUCAAGGAAGCAGUAAAUGCAUUGGAGCGGGGUGACAAGAAGGCUCAAGAGGAUGUCAGCAAAAAUCUUGUACACAUAAAAAAUAUGUUAUAUGGAACUGCUGAAACUGAACCACAGGCAGAUAUUGUUGUGGCUCAAUUGGCACAAGAAUUAUAUAACAGUAAUUUAUUGUUGUUACUUGUGCAAAAUCUAAGUCGUAUUGACUUUGAGGGAAAGAAAGAUGUUGCUCAAGUUUUUAAUAAUAUUUUAAGAAGACAAAUUGGAACAAGAUCUCCAACAGUGGAAUAUAUAUGCACCAAACCAGAAAUCCUGUUUACUCUUAUGUCUGGUUACGAACAUCAAGACAUUGCAUUAAACUGUGGCACUAUGUUAAGAGAAUGUGCAAGAUAUGAAGCAUUGGCAAAAAUUAUGAUAUAUUCAGAUGAUUUUUACAAUUUCUUUAGAUAUGUAGAGGUGUCUACAUUUGAUAUAGCAUCUGAUGCGUUUUCUACGUUUAAGGAAUUACUUACAAGGCACAAAAUUCUAAGUGCUGAGUUUCUAGAAGUUAAUUAUGAUAAAGUUUUCUCUCAUUAUCAAAGGUUAUUGAAUUCUGAAAAUUAUGUAACAAGACGACAAAGUUUGAAGUUGUUGGGUGAGCUUUUGCUUGAUAGACACAAUUUUACAGUUAUGACACGAUAUAUUUCAAACCCUGAUAAUUUAAAACUUAUGAUGAAUAUGCUUAAAGAAAAAUCACGGAAUAUACAAUUUGAAGCAUUUCAUGUAUUUAAGGUAUUUGUUGCUAAUCCAAAUAAACCUAAACCAAUUCUUGAUAUACUUCUUCGUAAUCAGGAGAAGUUGAUAGAAUUUCUAACACGCUUCCACACAGAUCGUUCGGAAGAUGAACAGUUUAAUGAUGAGAAAGCAUACCUAAUAAAACAGAUCAAAGAACUUAAGUCUGUACAUGAAAAUUAAGUCAAAAAUACAACUACUGCUACAGCUACUGUUAUUACUACAAUCAACUCUAUUGCUACUACUGCUAUUCUACUAUUACCACCAAUGUCGCCACUGUGGCUAUUUAUUAUUCUAAGACUAUAUUAUUCAAUUAGCAUCAUCAUCAUGAUCAUCAUCAUUAUCAUCAUUAAUGUUAUUUUUUAGCAUCACCACUGCAAUUAUCAUCACUAUUAUCAUAAUUAUCAUUAUUUUCAUCAUCAUUAUCAUCCUUAUUGUA
Molecule: messenger RNA, 1794 nt
Organism: Vespula pensylvanica (western yellowjacket)
Lineage: Eukaryota; Metazoa; Arthropoda; Insecta; Hymenoptera; Vespidae
Gene: Mo25
Product: protein Mo25
Exons: 9
Coding region: 537-1538 (333 amino acids)
Biological process (GO): intracellular signal transduction
Molecular function (GO): protein serine/threonine kinase activator activity
Source: RefSeq, a predicted model, not a curated record